UUGAAGUGGGGAGGAGGAAGGUGUAUGUAUAUGUCAAAGCUUGGUUUGUUAGAUUCUAUUUAAAGAUCACCUGGUUUUGCUACACAGGUUUUUUUGUGUUGACUGUGUUAAGGGAUCUAAACUAGAGCUCAUCAUCUUGUAACAUUCACUUUUUUGGGCUUUCUGUGACGUUGUUUGUACGAAUGACUCAGAUGUCUAAGUCAGAUAAACUUUAAGGCUUCAAUCAGUUCGCUAGGCUACGAAACUCAGGGAUUUGUGUUCAUCUGUUGAGGAUAACUUCAGAGUGAAUCUCUACGAUUUAACGUAGUGGUGUUCUAACAAAACUCGUUUCAGUUCAAGAAAUGUGCCGAUAGAUUUAUAUACAUGUAUACAUAUUGAAAUUCUAAAAUGAGUCAUCGACGGGGAUAACUUAAUGGAUGCUAUGUAUAUGAAUUGUACUAUUUAAGAUACGUUGUUUUUAACCAGAGUCUUCUUCUGUUUUCAAAAUUUUAAAGUUGUAUAAAAUAACAUAUAAGCCAAGAACGCAAGUCUUAGUCGUUCUAAUAAGUUAUAACAAGAGUCACGUGACAGAGAUGACUAAAUCUUGAUCAGUGUUCAUUCAAUUAAUUGUUGUGCCACUUUGUCAAGUUAUACUUUGACCAUGACUUCUGAAUGCACUCCACUGACCGCUAUGAUAUUGAUUCAGGAUGAAGAUACAAGACAAUAUUCUGAGAUCGAGAACACUAUAUCAAGUGAUACACACACAACGUAUGAUUUAAACUCUACUGUAUCGGCUCAGGAAGAUACCAGUCAGCAAUCACAGGAAGAUAAUUGGGAGGUCAGAACUGGAGGUGACUUUAUUUCCGGCAGUAUUUCAAAUGUUGAAGUGACAGCCGAACAAAAUCAAACGUCAUCAGCGUCACUGACCACUUCGGGUAACACCGACCCACUAGGGGUGGAUACUGAACUGUCCCAGGACAAUCCUAAUUACGUAGAGAUUGAAACAACCAUCACCACCACCUCCAACCCUGAUCCACACAGCAGCCACCAAAACAACAGGGAAGUCGCAGAAGACAGAAACAUGAGUGAAGAGAAUUUGAGGCUGGAAGAAAAACUGCGCCAGUUUCAGAAUGAUGUCAAAAAAGAUGAGAAUGACGAUACGAAAGGUACCUACAACACAAUGCAGCUUUCAGAGUCAGAGAAGCAGAGGAGACGUAAUCUAAUAUUUGAUGAGGAGAGGUUCGAAGAGACGUUUCUCAAGUGUCUCAUCUGUAGGGAGAUCUACAAUGAGUACGACAAGCUUCCCAAGAUGCUUCACUGUCACCACACAUUCUGCAUGGACUGUUUGUAUCAGAUGUACAGAGUGGAAGGCGAAUUCAGGCAGUCCCUGACUGGCGUCUUCAGAGCAAUGCCCAUGACAGUCAAAAUUCAUUGCCCGACAUGCCGUGAGGGCAUUCUUAUUUCAGAGCCAGAGCUCAAGCGUCUGCCGAACGAUCACACUAUCAUGGAGCUCUUAUGUUUCGUCAGCCAGACCAAUAAAAACGAGGUCCAGUACUGCACAAAACACCAAAUGCAACCUUUGAACUUCUUCUGCGAGCCGUGCAUCAUGCCGGUGUGCUGCGACUGUACAGUCAUCGACCACAAAGAGUCUAAAGGUCACGUGGUUGUCAACGUGGAUGAAGCGAUGAACAAGUACGCCCCCAUUGUCGAUGAGACUCUGGAUGACAUCCGAUCAGAGAGAGCCAUCCUUGCUGAAAAGCGCGAGGCUCUGGAGGGUGCCCAGGACGACAUUGACCAGAUCCAGAGAGACCUGACCAGCCAGAUUCGAAAAGUCUUUGACGGCAUUCGGGAGGUGCUGGACGAAAGAGAACGUGAGCUCUACGAUGUGGCAGACACUGAGAUUGACAGGAAGCGGGAGAUUCUGGAUGGGCACAUGAGAAUUUUGCUUGAGAGAGAUGCUGAGCUGAAUUCAGGAUUCACAGAGCUCCAGCACGCUAAAGAAGAUAAAGACAUCAGUUUAAUCUUUACAGGGCAGAAGUCUGCUAGAGAUGUUUUGUCUAGACAAGUUGACAUUCCUCUCAAUUCUACCAAAGGAUUUUCUGUCACCUUUCAAUUCAGUGGUCGUACAGAAAAUGUAAUUAAACAGCAAAUAGUCAACUUAGGAGACAUUAUCUUUCACUCCUGAAAGUCCAAACAAAAACUAUGACUCUAUUGGGCUCCACGCCAAGGUGAUAUCAGAAUGUUGCAUGUACUAUUUAACCUAAUUUAUUCUGUUCAUGUUUAUAAUACUUUAUAUUUGCAAUGUUUUGUGUUUUAUAUGAACUAAAAGUCAUACAGUAAUGGAUUUAAAAGAUUGAACUGCAUUUAGCCUGCUAUACAAUGUAAGAAGGGAAGAACCAAUCUAUGGUUGUUGAAACAAAUGAUUCAAUGUUCUAAAUUUGUCUCUUAAUUAUGCUAAAUCUUUGCCAAACUUGCUAAAUAUUUUGAGUGUUUGCUAAAUGUUUUGACUUAAUAUUCAAUGUUUGUGAAAGCUUUCAAUGAUGUUACAAAUAUAGAUUAUUUUUGUGUUCAUUAACUUCAUUAAUGUUUAUGUUGUCUUUGUUGAAAAAUUGAGAAUCGUCUAUAAAUAUUUGUAAAAAAAAUUUUUUUAGCAUUGAUCACAUUACAGUGCAGGCCAAUCAGAUUUAGUGUCUACCAAUAGACGGUAUCUUACAUAUCUAUCAGGAAAAAGAUUGUGUUCCAUGUCUACUAAUUUUCUGUAUGUUUCAAGUUACCAAAAGGCCGUUUUGUGUCUACCAGUACCAAUAGACUGUAUGUUUUAUGUCUACCAGUACCAAUAGACUGUAUGUUUUGUGUCUACCAGUAGGCUACCAAUAGACUGUAUGUUUCAUGUCUACCAGUACCAAUAGACUGUAUGUUUUAUGUCUACCAGUACCAAUAGACUGUAUGUUUUAUGUCUACCAGUACCAAUAGACUGUAUGUUUCAUGUCUACCAGUACCAAUAGACUGUAUGUUUCAUGUCUACCAGUACCAAUAGACUAUGUUUCAUGUCUACCAGUACCAAUAGACUGUAUGUUUCAUGUCUACCAGUACCAAUAGACUGUAUGUUUCAUGUCUACCAGUACCAAUAGACUGUAUGUUUCAUGUCUACCAGUACCAAUAGACUAUGUUUCAUGUCUACCAGUACCAAUAGACUGUAUGUUUUAUGUCUACCAGUACCAAUAGACUGUAUGUUUUAUGUCUACCAGUACCAAUAGACUGUAUGUUUUAUGUCUACCAGUACCAAUAGACUGUAUGUUUCAUGUCUACCAGUACCAAUAGACUGUGUUUCAUGUCUACCAGUACCAAUAGACUGUAUGUUUCAUGUCUACCAGUACCAAUAGACUGUAUGUUUCAUGUCUACCAGUACCAAUAGACUGUAUGUUUCAUGUCUACCAGUACCAAUAGACUGUAUGUUUCAUGUCUACCAGUACCAAUAGACUGUAUGUUUCAUGUCUACCAGUACCAAUAGACUGUGUUUCAUGUCUACCAGUACCAAUAGACUGUAUGUUUUAUGUCUACCAGUGCCAAUAGACUGUAUGUUUCAUGUCUACCAGUACCAAUAGACUGUAUGUUUCAUGUCUACCAGUACCAAUAGACUGUGUUUUAUGUCUACCAGUACCAAUAGACUGUAUGUUUCAUGUCUACCAGUACCAAUAGACUGUAUGUUUUAUGUCUACCAGUACCAAUAGACUGUAUGUUUUAUGUCUACCAGUACCAAUAGACUGUAUGUUUUAUGUCUACCAGUACCAAUAGACUGUAUGUUUCAUGUCUACCAGUACCAAUAGACUGUGUUUCAUGUCUACCAGUACCAAUAGACUGUAUGUUUUAUGUCUACCAGUGCCAAUAGACUGUAUGUUUUGUGUCUACCAGUACCAAUAGACUGUAUGUUUCAUGUCUACCAGUACCAAUAGACUGUGUUUCAUGUCUACCAGUACCAAUAGACUGUAUGUUUCAUGUCUACCAGUACCAAUAGACUGUAUGUUUUAUGUCUACCAGUACCAAUAGACUGUAUGUUUCAUGUCUACCAGUACCAAUAGACUGUAUGUUUUAUGUCUACCAGUACCAAUAGACUGUAUGUUUUAUGUCUACCAGUACCAAUAGACUGUAUGUUUCAUGUUAUCGAAAGUCUGCCAAUAGUUUUCUAGGCUUUUUAUCUGAACAUCUUAUUGGAGAUCAAUAUUUGAGUUUUGUGACUAGUGUCUAGACAAUAGGUUUAUUAUUUCUGUUAUUUCUGUUAAGUCAAUCUCUGUGAGAAAGUACUGCUAAAAAUAAUCAUUUCUUUUUGUUUCGUUAACUGUAAUUCCUUCUUUUGCGUUGCCAAUCCUGAACAAAUCAUCGAUUCGGCAUUUUGAUUUCAAUGUACAACCAGAGGCGUAGCUUGGACAAGUACUAAGGGCAAAAUAAAAGAAUUCCCCCCAACCCCCUUUUUUUUUUGUUUUAUUUCAACGUUUUUUAUCUCAUCAAAUUAUUGGCUGAAUAACGCUUCAAACAAAACCAAAAAAAAAAAAAAAAGAAAAACAACCUUUGAUUGAAAUGGGGGGGGGGGGAAGAGAUCCGCACCGCUACGCCCCUGCAUUUGUCUAGAAAAGCAAUAGCUCUUCAAUGAUGACUAAAAUUGUUAAUAUGUAUAACAAGACAUUUUCUUCCAAGUGAAACCAAUUCUGCUGACUUUUUGUUUUUGUCAUUUUUGAAAUUUAUACAGUUUUGUAACAAUAAAAAUAUUGUUUGAAAUUUUAA
Biomphalaria glabrata is the source of this 4758-nucleotide messenger RNA. RefSeq names its product tripartite motif-containing protein 2-like. The transcript is spliced from 3 exons. Gene Ontology annotation, molecular function: zinc ion binding. Bases 641 to 2164 code for a protein of 507 amino acids. NCBI's taxonomy places the organism in Eukaryota, Metazoa, Mollusca, Gastropoda, Planorbidae. The record is from RefSeq and is a predicted model, not a curated record.